AUGGCCAACUCAUCGCCCGAUUACUCAAUGUUCGUCCCCAUCGUCACCUCUUCCGUCCUCUCAGCGUUUCCAACUUCUGUUUUUGUAACAAAACCCGGCCUGCACCACCUCCGCAAGCGCGACAAGCCCCUCCGCACCUACGGCAGACAACCCUCCACCCCCGAAGCCCAAAGCGAGCCACCUCUCAAAAGACGAAGAUUUUCCGCUGUCAAACAGCAGCAGCAGCAGCAGCAGAAGCAGCAGGACGAGGAGGCGGAGGAGGAGGGGGAGGAAAAAGUCACCGCAACUCCCGAAAGCUCAAAUGACGCCCCGGGAGCAGAGGCCACACCAACAGAAGCCUCAUCUGAGACAAAAACAACCCAAGAUGCCCCGAAUGAGAUCAAGCCCGACACCAAGCGCGCCGCCUCAUCCAAGGGGUCUAUCCUAAGCUACUUCAAACCAGCUCCAGCUCCGUCAAAACCCACCAAAGACGAGACACAGCCUCCAUCACAAGAGUCUCAAUCUCAGCCAGAAGACGCACCAUCAUCACCCCCAACAUCAUCACCCCCGAAGCGAAAACAAUCCGUGAGAAGAAGACCACGACUCCUCAAAAUCAAACCUCUCACGCACGAAUCCCAAGCCGAGUCCUCCUCCCAAGACCAAGACGUGGCCCCUCCCCAUUCAUCAGACGAAACAACAACCCCCCAAUCCCGCCGCCCUCUCAAGAAAACAGCCCCCAACACCAUCGCAAGAAAGGCAUCAGAAUCCGAACCUUCAUCAACCUCAACAACAACAACAACAACAACAACAACAACAACAACAACAACCCACUCACUCUCCUCCCCCCGAAAAACCUCCCUCCGAAACCUUCAAAAGCCCAGACCCUCCAAACCAGCAUCAUCAUCAGCAUCAUCCCCAUCCAUCCAGACAACACUCAACAUUUCUUCCAAGGCAGCCUUUUCCGAAUGCAAAAUCUGCGACACAGUCUGGAACCCGCUCUACCCUGACGACGUCAAGUUCCACAACAAGACGCACAAGGCUGUGCUGAGGGCGCAGAAGAAGCGCAAGAUGGACGAGUUAUAA
This is a messenger RNA of Trichoderma reesei QM6a, 1062 nucleotides long. RefSeq lists its product as uncharacterized. Bases 1 to 1062 code for a protein of 353 amino acids. The record is from RefSeq and is a predicted model, not a curated record. Lineage: Eukaryota; Fungi; Ascomycota; Sordariomycetes; Hypocreales; Hypocreaceae. The transcript is spliced from 2 exons.